AUGGGCACCGAUCAGACCGAUGGGAGCUUUUGGAAGCGCAUCGUGUUUGCGUACAACGAGUUCAAACCUCGCGGCGCCAAACCACGUGACGCGGAACAGCUCCCUAAGAAGUGGUCUAGGAUUCUGUCGGCCACCCGGCGUUUCGCGGGCAUAUACCAGAACAAUGUGCUCCAUGCGGAGAGUGGCCGAAGCGAGGCUGACGUGAAAGCACUUUCGAUCAGCCAAUACAACAAGCAGGGCAAUCCAAAGUUCACAAUGUGGGAUGAGUAUCUAGUUCUCGAGGACUGCCCGAAAUUCAAGGCCAUUUGUGCGCAAGAGCAGGCUCCGGCGCCGAAGCGGACAAGACACAACAUUGUCAGGGACUACAGCAGCGGCAGCGGCUCGCAAUCGUUCGACCUGAACGAAGAGCAAGCCGAAGAGCCCUCCGCUACACACUCUAGGCGCGCCCGCCCUCCGGGACAACAUGCCUCUAUCCGACGCGCUAGAGAAGCUGGCGGUUCCUCCCGCCGAUCGUCGCCAGCGUCUGGAUCGCGCGCCCCUCAGCCCGCGCCUACACCGCCGUCAAGGGCCCCUUUUGCCAGAGAGGUCUUGAGGGAUAACGUAUAUGUGCAGCUGACGCACGAAUUGCAUGAAGUCUGCAGCAAAUAA
Salvia splendens (bonfire salvia) is the source of this 648-nucleotide messenger RNA. Its product is annotated as glutathione S-transferase T3-like. The transcript has a single exon. NCBI's taxonomy places the organism in Eukaryota, Viridiplantae, Streptophyta, Magnoliopsida, Lamiales, Lamiaceae. Bases 1 to 648 code for a protein of 215 amino acids. The record is from RefSeq and is a predicted model, not a curated record.